Molecule: messenger RNA, 3569 nt
Organism: Drosophila subobscura
Lineage: Eukaryota; Metazoa; Arthropoda; Insecta; Diptera; Drosophilidae
Exons: 13
Coding region: 49-3435 (1128 amino acids)
Source: RefSeq, a predicted model, not a curated record
ACAAAAAAAAUUUGUUUUUAAUUUUAAUUUUCACGUGCGAUCCAAAAAAUGCGAGAGGAGCAGAAGAUUAAACUGUUUCUGCAAAUCAAGAAAAAACAUGGUGAAGAUACAUUUUCGGAGGCCGAAUGGCAAUAUUACCAAGAAGACUUCUUACGGAGCUGGGAAAGAAAGAAUAAGACAUCUGUAGAUGAAGUGGUCGAAGCCGUGUUCCAGCAGAUACAGCGAGAAGACGAAGCUACGUCUCCUUCUCAGGAUCACACCGACUUCCAAAAUGGCAAACUAUCGCCUCGUGGCGGAUCUAUUUUGCCUGCUCAGGAGCUCAAUGACUCAUCGAUGCGGAGACCCAGUUCGCUUUCUCCGAACCUGCGGGGCCCUGAAAAGACGGACCAAUCGCGAUCAUUAACGCCUCGCUACAGCGCGGCUGAAACAGAUGGAUCGAUUCCAUCUCCUCGGGAGCACAUUAUCUAUGGAGUGGUGGAGGCACAGGCGGAACUGGCACUGAAUCCUGAUGGGCCCACUGAGCUUGAAAAUGCAGGCCACGAGCGAUCAAGAAAGCCCAUCAAAACUGUGACAAAUCCGCCAGAGACUACAGAAUCUACUGGAUCUAUUUCAACUGCUCGGGAGCUCGCUGGCACUUCGAAGCCGACCAAGUGUAGACCGAACUCGCUGCCCCUGGACCUUGAAAAAGGCGACAAGUCGCGACCAUCACAAAGAAGACUAACCUCGAAACUUGAUACUGAAACGGUAGCGACUGCUCAGGAGCCCAAUGUCUCAUCUAAGAAAAUACCCAACUCGCUUCCACAGGAUCUUCCUGAACCCGAAAAGGCAACCAAAGCUGGAUCUUCAAAACCUAGAGAUAGCUCGGGUAAUGCUGACGGCUCUCAACCGCCUCCUCGAGACAACAUAGAUAUUAAGAAGACGAAGCAGACACGUAAAAUGAAGCGUAAACCCAGCUGCACAGGCGGUCCAGAGGAAGAAGCCAAUCAUGAUGGAGAUAUUUCGCCCGCUCGAGAGCACACUAAGCAUGGAUCUGCGGGGUCUUUUCUUGAUCGCCAGGAAGAAAAUUCGCCAGAACUGGCACAGACUCUUGGUGGACUCACUAAGCUAGAAAAAGCGGACCAAUCGGGACCAUUCAAGUCUAGCCAAAGCUCGGUUUUAGCUGGUAGCAAACCCACGGCGACUCCAGACAGACAUAUUCCGCCAUUGACUCCCGAAGAAUCUACUACGUCCAGCCCUGAGUUUCCAAUGAGUCUGGCGGAGCUAUCGCGUUCAUUGAAGCAUGCAAAUGAAGACACACUGCACUCUAGCAUCCUCAAAAGGCGUCACGACACCCUGAAAUCUGGCUGGAAAAGUAAAGAACUUAGGGAUUCGCUUGACGAUUUGCCCUUGUCUCAAUUGCGGAGUCGAAUAUUAUUUAACCAAAAUUGCACUGAAGCAGAGGGAAGAAACCCUGAAAAUAUUGAAAACCAUUGUGCCAAGAGUCCUGUAUCUCCAGGGUCAGUUAAGCGUAAAUCACCGACAGAACCAACCAAACCAACACCAUUGCAGCCGAUCAAGAGAAGAAGACAAAAACAUGUUCCAAUUAGCCGACAUCUGGAGAGUGUUCGUUCAAUGUCUAAGAUUGAAAUGGAUCCAACUCCUAUCGAUUUAAGCACUGACAUAUUUGAGGAAUCUGUAGAGCAGAUUGAUAUUGAUUUAGAAAAGGCAGCGGAGUAUGCUCCGGAGUUGGCCGACAACGCCAUAACGAGCUGCUGGAGUGAGCAACAGAUCGAUUUAAGCCGCGAGAACAAUGUGGAGGACAUUGAGAUAUCUCCAGACAUCGAUAAUUGCCUGAAGAGCUUCACCAGUAAAACACCAAGCGAAAUUUACGAUCAAUUAGCCGACACAACGGAGUUCUUUGAACGUUUGCCAAAUUCCUCUACUGUCGACUUGGAAAAGGCAGACCUCAUGCUGCUCACCGGCGAAGAGGAGGACGUUCUUGACUACGAAGAGGAUGGAGACAUUGACGAUGAUGUCCUAUCGGUUACGGCUGCAUCUUGGGAUGGCAUGGAUGAAGUGAAGACAAAACCAGAGAUUGAAGAAGCUUCGUUCAAAAAUUAUCGCAUACCCCGAGUUAAUACAGAGGCACUGGAGACAACAGCUGGCACGCAACAGCCAAUAAUGCCAACGCGCUGCGUCAAUGAGGAAAUUCUGAAAGAAAAGGAACAGCCGGAGCCACAGAAGCGGAUAUUAACGAAACGGAGACAAUCAGGGUCUGCUGCGCCGUCGUUUGUGCCCGACCAACAUGAAGUGCCCUCUUCAACAUUACCUUUAGUGCCUGCCCCAAUAAUUCAAUCACAGUCUGGCCAGAAGCCGAGCCUAAUCGCCCAUACGGCAUACAAAAGACCUACAGAGCGCACACCAAUAAUGCACACGUUGAACGGACAGUCAGAGAGAAAUAUAGAAGCGCAAACCAUAUAUUCCGUGCCUCCUACAGCUCUUACGUCUUCAGUACGUAUCCCAAUAAUAUACUCAACCAACGACCAGGAAGGGAUACAGCUUCGGACCUAUCCAGCAUAUUCAGCGCCUGCUCCAAUUGUAACGCAGCUACAGGAUAAAUCCAUAUUUAUGAACCCUGCUGCAACAAUAACGCAAUCGUUUGACAAUCCACGUGAACACAUACUAACCGCUCAAGAUAUGGCGGAACCUCAACCGCAAAUUGCCCCGCCAUAUCGUUAUUCGGCUGAGAAUAACAAUUGCUUUCGUCCGAGUGAUAAGAAAUGGUUUAGUUGUGAGUACUGGAUGGUGAAUCUAUUUGGAGUCAAGUGCUAUGCAAAUCUAGACGAUGAAUGCACCGCUCAAAGCUGUAACCAUACAUUCACCGGCAUAGGAGAGUUUACACGGAAAGUAAUGAAAUUGGAUGAGCCUAAUCUGUUAUUCACAUAUCACCGAAUAGUAAUGCAUAGUCAGCGCCUCUUUCUCACAUUUGCUUCGGUUUAUGUGGAUGUAUUUGAAUCGAAAAAUAUGCCAAAUGACUUGUUGCACUUGCUGAUGGAUUGCCGCUUAUACAAGUCCUUUAGUGCUCCAAUUGUUAGCAAAGCCUUCAAUGCCAUGAAAAACACGGGCUUGGAAAAGCAUGCAACGUGUUGCAUUAUGAGUAACUUAUGGACGCCCAGUAGAGCUCACGAGUUCCGGGAGAUGACGUUAAUGAUCUUACAUGUUUUAUCAACCUCCAAUUGGUACACUUAUACUGAUAAUAUAGUGAAGCUAUGCCAAACACAAGGGUUCCAUUUACCACCUAAUAUACUGAUAACCAUUCUCUCGUCGACGCACGGGAAACAAGAAUUAAAAAACGACGCUUUGAAGCUCUUGUUGGUCUUACGAGUCGGCUCUGGGGGAUCGAAUACAGAGCUUACGACAGCUAUCGUUAAGUUUAUGGAAGAUAACUCUCAAUGAGAGGUACACCAGCUUGGACCAAUAUAUUUUUAAAUGGCUGUUGAACAGCAGAAUCAAACACAAUCAGAAUACAUGUUUUUGGGUGCGCAAUUAUAAAUCCCCAUCGGACUUGGUAUCAUUAUUGUAAUGAUAUU